CACGGCUCAAACUCUACAAAUGGGGAUGCAGUGAAAAGAGUUUUGAAAAGUUUUGCAGAUGACGAAGAAACUCACACAAGGGGAAUAAUCAUUUAUGACUUAAAUGGCGGAAGAACUGUUACAGGGAAACAAUGAAAAACUCACCUCGCAUCUUACAAAGCCUCUGCUGGCAGUGGCUUUUCUGGCCUCAUUUGGCAGCUCUAUGCUCUAUGGCUAUAACUUGGCCGUUGUCAACUCUCCUGCAAAGUACAUCAAAGACUUCUACAAUGAGACAUUAUUAGAAAGUCAUGGCUUGACUCCGGAUGGGCAUCUUCUUACCGUCUUGUACUCUCUUACUGUGUCAAUCUUUGCCAUUGGUGGAAUGACCGGAGCACUGCUGGUGGGCAGACUAGUUACCAAAUAUGGAAGGAAAGGGACUCUGGUGAGAUCCACCGCACUUGUUUUUAUGGGCGGAGCUCUGAUGGGCUUUAGCAGAUGGUGCAGAAUUCCUGAGAUGGUCAUCAUUGGCCGUUUCAUCACAGGAGUACAUUCAGGGAUUUCUCUCAGUGUGGUGCCGAUGUACCUCGGUGAGAUCGCCCCUAAGAAUUUGCGAGGCUUCCUGGGCCUUGUUCCCAGCAUUCACAUUUGUCUUGGAGUUUUCAUCGCUCAGGUCCUGGGGCUCUCGGAGAUACUGGGAAAGGAAGAGCACUGGCCUCUGCUUUUGUCUCUUGUGGCGGUUCCUACCAUGGUCCAGCUGAUACUGUUGCCAUGGUUUCCAGAGAGUCCACGAUAUCUGCUAAUAGAGAGAGGAGAUGUGCAUGCCACCAUUGCAGCCCUAAAGUGGUUCCGUACUAAAGGAAACAUUCAGGCUGAGGUUGAAGAGAUGCAGGAGGAGCAACGCUCUUUGUCCUCCAUGCAGACCCUCUCUGUCUGCAGCCUCCUCAUGGACAGCUGUGUCCGCUGGCAGGUCCUCACUGUUGCAGUGGUCAACAUCGGCAUGCAGCUGUCUGGGAUUGAUGCCAUCUGGUUCUAUACAAAUGACAUUUUUAGGAAUGCAGGAAUCGCAGACCCUUAUAUUCAGUACACAACAGUGGGAACUGGGGCCAUUGAGGUCAUCUCAGGGAUGCUGGGGUGUUUCACUAUUGAGCGUCUGGGCAGAAGACCACUGAUGAUUGGUGGUUUCCUUUUUAUGGGACUGUGCUGUGCCGGAAUCACUGUGUCUGUCCUCUUCCAGCCGCAGUUGUCCUACAUGCGCUACAUCAGUGUGGGCUGUGUUAUUGGGAUUAUUGCUGGCUUCUGCAUAGGUCCAGCGGGUGUGCCUUUCCUGAUCACUGCGGAGCUGUUUAAGCAGUCUCAUCGACCGGCUGCGUACACCGUAGCUGGUUGUCUCAACUGGAUGUCCAACUUCACCAUUGGUUUUGUCUUUCCCUUCUUAGAGAUUGCUACAGGUCCUUUCUGUUACCUGAUCUUCUGUGUGGUCUGCUUGGGAGUGGCUGUCUAUACCUUCUUCAUCAUUCCAGAGACCAAGAACAAAACUUUCUUGGAGAUCAGCCAGAUGUUUGCCACCAAGAAUGAGAUCUGUGAAGAAGAGCUGUAUCCAAAUAGUGAACUAAAAAUGGCUCUAAUGAACGGCUAUGGAACCCUCGACUUCCAUAACAAAAAAUAGGAAUUCAGCCAGUUGAAUAGGAGCUCAACCAACACUGUCAGUGAUACAGACAAGGAACUGUCAGAUCAGCUGCUUCGUGCAAAUUGUCACUGCAUACAGUUAUGGUCAGAAGUUUACAUACUC
Messenger RNA from Pundamilia nyererei, 1768 nucleotides. RefSeq names its product solute carrier family 2 member 15b (gene slc2a15b). The record is from RefSeq and is a predicted model, not a curated record. Bases 104 to 1645 code for a protein of 513 amino acids. Gene Ontology annotation, molecular function: D-glucose transmembrane transporter activity. NCBI's taxonomy places the organism in Eukaryota, Metazoa, Chordata, Actinopteri, Cichliformes, Cichlidae. Gene Ontology annotation, biological process: dehydroascorbic acid transport. The transcript is spliced from 12 exons. Gene Ontology annotation, cellular component: plasma membrane.